Molecule: messenger RNA, 4773 nt
Organism: Puma concolor (puma)
Lineage: Eukaryota; Metazoa; Chordata; Mammalia; Carnivora; Felidae
Source: RefSeq, a predicted model, not a curated record
CAGCUGGUCAAGGAGAUGCAGCUUCAUCGAGAAGACUUCGAAAUAAUUAAAGUAAUCGGAAGAGGUGCUUUCGGUGAGGUUGCUGUUGUCAAAAUGAAGAACACUGAGCGAAUUUAUGCGAUGAAAAUCCUCAACAAGUGGGAAAUGCUUAAAAGAGCAGAGACUGCUUGUUUCCGAGAAGAGCGCGACGUGCUGGUGAACGGCGACUGCCAGUGGAUCACUGCUCUGCACUACGCCUUCCAGGACGAAAACUACCUGUACUUAGUCAUGGAUUACUACGUGGGUGGUGAUUUACUGACCCUGCUCAGUAAAUUCGAAGACAAGCUUCCAGAAGAUAUGGCAAGAUUCUACAUCGGUGAAAUGGUGUUGGCCAUUGAUUCCAUCCAUCAGCUUCACUACGUGCACAGAGACAUUAAACCUGACAAUGUCCUUUUGGACGUGAAUGGUCACAUCCGCCUGGCCGACUUUGGAUCCUGUUUGAAGAUGAGUGACGAUGGAACUGUCCAGUCCUCUGUGGCCGUGGGCACUCCUGACUACAUCUCACCGGAGAUCCUGCAGGCCAUGGAGGACGGCAUGGGCAAGUACGGCCCCGAGUGUGACUGGUGGUCUCUGGGCGUCUGCAUGUACGAGAUGCUGUAUGGAGAGACGCCCUUCUACGCAGAGUCCCUCGUGGAGACCUACGGAAAGAUCAUGAACCACGAAGAGCGAUUUCAGUUUCCGUCCCACGUCACGGAUGUGUCUGAAGAAGCCAAAGACCUCAUCCAAAGACUCAUCUGCAGCAGAGAGCGCCGGCUGGGCCAGAAUGGGAUAGAAGACUUCAAAAAGCAUGCGUUCUUUGAAGGUCUGAAUUGGGAAAAUAUACGAAACCUGGAAGCACCUUAUAUUCCCGAUGUGAGCAGUCCUUCUGACACCUCCAACUUCGACGUGGACGACGACGUGCUGAGAAACACCGAAAUAUUACCUCCUGGUUCUCACACAGGCUUCUCUGGGCUCCAUUUGCCAUUCAUCGGCUUUACAUUUACAACGGAAAGGUGGGUCCAGCUCUGUGGUUCCCCAGGCGGAGGCUUCCCUUGGGCGAGAUGGCAGUUGAUGGGCGAGCUCCGGGCGGAGUCCACCCAGACGGUGCAGUCCCUGCACGGCUCCACCCGGGCCCUGGGCGGCUCAGCCCGCGAUAAGGAAAUCAAAAAGCUAAAUGAGGAGAUAGAGCGUCUGAAGAAUAAAAUAGCAGACUCCAAUAGGCUCGAGCGACAGCUGGAGGACACAGUGACCCUUCGCCAGGAGCAUGAGGAUUCCACACAGCGGCUGAAAGGCCUGGAGAAGCAGUACCGCGUGGUGCGGCAAGAAAAGGAGGAUUUUCACAAGCAACUGAUUGAAGCUUCCGAGCGAUUGAAGUCCCAGGCCAGAGAGCUCAAAGACGCCCACCAGCAACGCAAGCUGGCCCUGCAGGAGUUCUCCGAGCUGAACGAGCGCAUGGCAGAACUCCGCUCCCAGAAGCAAAAGGCAUCCCGGCAGCUGCGGGACAAAGAGGAAGAGGUAGAGGUAGCCAUGCAGAAGAUCGACUCCAUGCGGCAGGAAAUCCGCAAGUCGGAGAAGUUGAGGAAAGAGCUGGAAGCCCGCCUGGAGGACACCGUCGCCGAGGCCUCCCGGGAGCGCAAGCUUCGCGAGCACAGCGAGAACUUCUCCAAGCAAGUGGAGAGUGAGCUCGAGGCCCUCAAGAUGAAGCAAGGAGGCCGGGGCCCGGGGGCCACCUUAGAACAUCAGCAGGAGAUUUCCAAAAUCAAAUCUGAACUUGAGAAGAAAGUCCUGUUCUAUGAAGAGGAGUUGGUCAGGCGUGAGGCCUCCCAUGUGCUGGAAGUAAAAAAUGUGAAAAAGGAGGUACACGAUUCGGAAAGCCACCAGCUGGCCCUGCAGAAGGAAGUUCUCAUGCUGAAAGACAAAUUGGAAAAGUCAAAGCGAGAACGGCACGCCGAAAUGGAGGAAGCAGUCGGCACGAUAAGAGACAAAUACGAGCGCGAAAGGGCGAUGCUGUUUGAGGAAAACAAGAAGCUGACAGCUGAGAACGAGCGGCUUUGUUCCUUUGUGGAUAAACUCACAGCUCAAAAUAGACAGCUGGAGGAUGAACUACAGGACCUGGCGGCCAAGAAGGAGUCGGUGGCCCACUGGGAAGCCCAGAUCGCAGAGAUCAUUCAGUGGGUCAGUGACGAGAAAGACGCCCGAGGUUACCUUCAGGCUCUUGCUUCCAAGAUGACCGAAGAGCUCGAGACACUGAGGAGCUCCAGUCUGGGGUCGAGAGCACUGGACCCCCUUUGGAAAGUGCGCCGUAGUCAGAAGCUAGACAUGUCUGCACGGCUAGAGUUGCAAUCUGCUCUUGAGGCGGAGAUCCGGGCCAAACAGCUUGUUCAAGAGGAGCUGAGGAAAGUCAAAGACGCGAAUCUCUCCUUUGAAAGUAAACUAAAGGAUUCCGAAGCCAAAAAUAGAGAAUUAUUAGAAGAAAUGGAAAUUUUGAAGAAAAAGAUGGAAGAAAAAUUUAGAGCAGAUACUGGAUUGAAACUUCCAGAUUUUCAGGAUUCUAUCUUUGAGUAUUUCAACACUGCACCUCUUGGACACGAUCUGACAUUUAGAAGCAGCUCCACUGGGGAGCAGGAAACACAAGCCCCGAAGCCAGAGGUGUCCCCGUCGGUGUCUGUGGCUGCAAGCACAGAGCAGCAAGAAGACAUGGCUCGGGCCCCACAGAGGCCGCCCACCGUGCCGCUGCCCACCACGCAGCCCCUCGCUCUGGCUGGACCAAAGCCUCCCGUGAUUGUGUCCUCGUGUCUGUCCUCCCAACGGGACGGGGUGUGCUCCUUCGCUUGCCACGUGGCCUGCAGAGACAGCGCUCCCCAGGUGUGCCCCAUCCCUCCUGAGCAGUCCAAGCGGCCGCUCGGCGUGGACGUGCAGAGAGGCAUAGGGACGGCCUACAAGGGCUACGUCAAGGUCCCAAAGCCUACCGGGGUGAAGAAGGGGUGGCAGCGGGCUUACGCGGUGGUCUGUGACUGCAAGCUCUUCCUCUACGACCUGCCCGAAGGAAAAUCCACCCAGCCUGGCGUUGUCGCCAGCCAGGUCCUGGACCUCAGGGAUGAGGAGUUCUCGGUGAGCUCGGUCCUGGCCUCAGAUGUCAUACAUGCUUCUCGCCGAGAUGUCCCGUGUAUAUUCAGGGUGACAGCCUCUCUCUUAGGGACACCUUCUAAGACCAGCUCACUGCUCAUUCUGACAGAAAAUGAGAACGAAAAGAGGAAGUGGGUUGGGAUUCUAGAAGGACUGCAGUCGAUCCUCCACAAGAACCGCUUGAGGAACCAGAUCGUGCACGUCCCGCAGGAGGCCUACGACAGCACACUGCCUCUCAUCAAGGCCGUCCUGAGCGCCGCCGUCGUGGAUGGGGACAGGAUCGUGGUCGGCCUGGAAGAAGGGCUCUAUGUCAUAGAGGUGACCCGUGAUGUGAUCGUCCGCGUUGCCGACUACAAGAAAGUGUACCAGAUCGAGCUCGCUCCCAAAGAGAAAAUCGCCGUCCUCCUCUGCGGCCGCAACCACCACGUCCAUCUCUGUCCGUGGUCUGCCUUUGAUGGGGCGGAGAGCAAUGUCGACAUCAAGCUUCCGGAAACAAAAGGCUGCCAGCUCAUAGCGACUGCAACCUUGAAGAAGAGCUCUUCCACCUGCCUGUUCGCGGCCGUGAAGCGGCUGGUCCUCUGCUAUGAGGUCCAGAGAACUAGGCCUUUCCACAGGAAGUUCAAUGAGCUGGUGGCCCCCGGCCCCGUGCAGUGGAUGGCCGCGAUCAAAGACAAGCUCUGUGUGGGCUACCCUUCUGGGUUCUGUGUGCUGAGCCCCCAGGGGGACGGGCAGGCUCUAACCCUGGUAAAUCCCAGUGACCCCUCGCUCACGUUCCUCUCACAGCAGUCUUUUGAUGCCCUUUGUGCUGUGGAGCUCAAAAGCGAGGAGUACCUGCUUUGCUUCAGCCACAUGGGACUGUACGUGGACCCGCAAGGCCGGAGGUCACGCAUGCAGGAGCUCAUGUGGCCUGCGGCGCCUGUUGCCUGUAGUAUGUAUAUGUUUUCUGUUGCCAUAUCUCUGUUGCCGCUUUUCACAUCGACAAUAAGGCCGCUCAACUCUGAGGGCACCCUCAAUCUGCUCAGCUGCGAGCCCCCCCGCUUGAUCUACUUCAAGAGCGAGAACUCGGGAACGGUCCUCAACGUGCCCGACACGUCCGACGGCAGCAAGAAGCAGAUGCUGCGGACCAGGAGCAAGAGGCGGUUUGUGUUCAAGGUGCCGGAGGAGGAGCGGCUGCAGCAGCGGCGAGAGAUGCUCAGAGACCCAGAAUUGAGGUCCAAAAUGAUCUCCAACCCGACCAACUUCAACCACGUGGCCCACAUGGGCCCGGGCGACGGGAUGCAGGUGCUCAUGGACUUGCCUCUGGUGAGCUCGCAGGACGGGGCGAGGGAGCCACAUCCGCGCCUGCCUGUGUCACCGGCCCCGGCCCUGCUGGCCCUGCAGCCGCCCCAGGGGCUGCGUGCGUAUGACGGCUGUCCUCGUUCCGUAGGUGGGUCGGAGCCCGGAGUGGCUGUGCCCCUUAGGAGUAUGUCCGACCCCGACCAGGACUUUGACAAAGAGCCCGACUCGGAUUCGACCAAACACUCGACUCCAUCGAACAGCUCCAACCCCAGUGGCCCCCCAAGCCCCAACUCCCCGCACAGGAGCCAGCUCCCCCUGGAAGGCCUGGAGCAGCCGGCCUCCGACGCCUGA